Molecule: messenger RNA, 2136 nt
Organism: Sinocyclocheilus rhinocerous
Lineage: Eukaryota; Metazoa; Chordata; Actinopteri; Cypriniformes; Cyprinidae
Gene: ltv1
Product: LTV1 ribosome biogenesis factor
Exons: 11
Coding region: 160-1548 (462 amino acids)
Biological process (GO): ribosomal small subunit export from nucleus; ribosomal small subunit biogenesis
Cellular component (GO): preribosome, small subunit precursor; cytosol; nucleus
Source: RefSeq, a predicted model, not a curated record
UAUUGUCUCAAAAAUGGCCGCUGUUGUCCAUGUGUUUCGAGCUGACAGAAGGAUUCCUUUGAUUUGAUUCCUCGUUGUUUGCUUUUCAUAACAUUGAUACUAUUAAAGUCACUUCAUACCUGAAAUACAAACGCUCGGAUAAUACAUUAGCUUGUAAGAAUGCCUCACAGAAAGAAGAAAGCCUUCAUCAGUAAGGAGAACGCAGUGUCCUUCCACCUGGUGCACAGAAGUCAGAAAGAUCCGCUGGCAGCAGACGAGACUGCACCUCAGCAUGUCCUUCUACCCGCUGUCAAGGUGGAGGUGGAGAAGAGGAAACAGGAACAGCGCAAGUUCGGAGUGUUUUUUGAUGACGACUACGAUUACCUGCAGCACCUGAGAGAGGCGCCCCAGCCCACAGAGCUGGUCUCUGCUCCUCGCUUACGCAGAGACGCACGACCAAAACCUGCAGAGGAUGAAGAGGACAUGGAGGAAGAGGACGUCAACGUCCCUACGGCCUCCAUCAAACUGCCCUCAUCUGUGUUCGCGUCUGAGUUUGAAGAGGAAGUGGGUUUAUUAAACAAAGCAGCUCCUGUUUCAGGGCCGCGGUUGGAUAUGGAUCCUGACAUUGUCGCUGCGCUGGAUGAGGACUUUGAUUUUGACAACCCAGAGAACAUGCUGGAAGAUGACUUCAUCAUCAAAGCCAAUGACAUCAUGGGCGACGGCGUGGGUGGUGAUGAUGAUGAUGAAUGGGAGGACACUGAUGAGGAGCAAGAUUAUGAUUCAGAAGGUGGUCUGUCAGAGGAUGAGGAAGGCGGCCGGAGAGAGUUCAUGUUUGCCGACUGUGAGACGAAGAGUCGUUUCACAGAGUAUUCGCUCACAUCCUCCGUCAUGAGGAGGAAUGAGCAGCUCACGCUUCUAGACGACCGCUUCGAGAAGUUUUACGAGCAGUUUGACGAUGAUGAGAUCGGCGCACUGGAUAACGCAGAGCUGGAGGGCUACAUCGAACCGGACAGCAAGCGACUGGAGGAGGUCUUCAAAGAUUACUUCAUACAGAAAGAGAAAGAGUGUCAGAGACCAGAUCAGCUGGGUUCUGCAGAGCUGCCCUCUGUGAGAGAGGAAGACGAGGAGGAUGAAGAGGUGGAGAUCGAGACGAUGGUCAUUGAGCCUCCUACAGAGAACUGGGACUGUGAGACCAUCAUCAGUACAUACUCCAACCUCUACAACCGGCCCAAACUGAUCCAGGACCCUCCAAAGCCCAAGCAGAUCCGAGUGUCCGAUAAGACAGGGAUUCCUCUGGACGUCCUGCCGAAACGAGGCCUGACGGCCAAACAGGUGGAGAGGAUGGAGAGGAUCAACGACUCGGACCUGCCCCGAGCCUCCACGCAGCCCCGCUCACGGGAAGAGAGCGCAGAGGAGAGGAGAGCCAGGAAACAGGCCAUCAAGACGGAGAGGAAGGAGAGGAGGUCGGAGAAGAAAACAAACAAACUGGCAUUCAAACAGGAGAAACAGAUGCAGGAGAAGCAGAUGGUUAAUUUAAGAGCAAACGUUCAGGGCCUGAAGCUCUCGUAGGACUGCAGAGACGCUCCAGAGACUGUCGACAUCACUGCAAUGUUUCCAACACCAGCGGAGACUACAGGACCUCACUGAAGACACGUCACUUCACAGGUUACACUGUUGCAGUGCGUGAUGAUGACAUAAUUUUCCUUACCAGAACUUCCAUGUUUGUUUGACUCAUACAGCGAGUUCUUGAAUGACGUUUUUGAAUAGUGUUGCCAUGGAAACAUCAUAACAAAUGGAAUCUAUAGAAACUGUUCUAUUUAAGUUUGACUGUUUGAAGGUAAACAGGUUUGAAGGUGAACGUGAGUUCAUUUCUUAAUGACCCAGCAGCAUUUUUUGUACAAAAAGGUAAACAUUCAUCAUAUUCAAAGGUUUUCAACCAGUUAUAUUAAAAAAACAACAACACACAAGUAUUAUUUUUUCCAUAGAAUCCCGUUCAGCUUUUAAUAAAAACACAAUAUGAAAAAAAAAAAACAUUUUCACCAGUGGCACAAUAUUGAACUUAAUGCAAACUAUCUCUUGUCCUCUCCCAUCAUUGUUAUGCAAAGUGCAUAAAUGCCAUUCACAGGAUUUGAACAAUAAACAACUUUGACCUCAAAA